Momordica charantia (bitter melon) is the source of this 1935-nucleotide messenger RNA. Its product is annotated as CHUP1-like protein. Lineage: Eukaryota; Viridiplantae; Streptophyta; Magnoliopsida; Cucurbitales; Cucurbitaceae. The record is from RefSeq and is a predicted model, not a curated record.
UGUUUUUUAGGAGCAAGUUGCCUUAAUUGUUGAGCUAUGUUCAUUGUUGGUAAUAUUUCGCCAAAUCUCUACCUUUGUAUUAAAUAUAAUAAAAAAUAAAUGUGUGGGGAUGGAAAAGGUCAACAAGUGUUUUAUUCAAUUCAUCGCUAGUUAAAAAGUUAUGCUAAAUUUGUCAACAUGAGCGUAGUGGUAAUUGGUACUCCUUCCCUCGAAGUCGAAGGUUCAACCUCUCAUAUCUCCGAGUUGUUAAGGUUAGCUAAAUUUAAAUUAUAAGAAUAGAAUAAUAGGAAAUCCUAAUUCAUCCACUAAAACCAGAGUUGAUUCAACUCAAAGAAAUUCAAAUUCCAAGGCUAAUAAAGAAAGUUUCAAAGCCAUGGAGUGGUAAAAAAGCAAAGGAUUAUAGACAAAGGCAAUUCACUUGACACAUUAGUAAAGAAUCUUCAAUACCAUUUUGAUCAUAAAAGCUCUAAAUAGUCAGAAUUUUUAACUCAAAGAAUUAAGGCACAUCUACAAGCUAUUGGGUGCAAGAGGUUUGAAUCCUUUCAGCUUACAAUCRGUCAAUAAGGGAAGGACUUUCAAGAAAAGCAACGGGAUAUCGAACCAACUAAUUUUUCGAUGGUGAAUACAACGUCAAAACUCGGGAAUUUUGAGCCAAUGCUUUACAAAAUUGGCAUUCCUCUAGCUCUAUCUGCAGCAAGCAGCGUAUGUGCCAUUAUAAUGUCAAGAGGUGGAUUUCCAGCCUCUAUCUACAAGAGCAAGACAAAUCUUUUGAAACCCAAAUCAAAGCUCAAAGAAAACGAGAACUUGCACAGCCAGAACUCUGCAAAUUCACUAUCUUUGGAGGAAGAAGAAAGUUCGAGCUCGGAAUCCGAGGAUCGUAUAGAAGAGGUCAUUUCAGGCUUAAGAAGAAGAGUUGAAGAUCUUGAGAAAAAAGAAGUGGAAAUAGAGAGGCAGUUCAUUUGGUACCAGAAUUUGAAAGAGAGGGAAUCUCUGCUGGUGGAGCUGAGGAACACUUUGGUUUUGGACAUGGCUCAUAUCAGUUUCUUGGAAAGGGAGAUCUUGUUAAUGGAGGAAGAAAACAAAAAGUUUGAGAGUUUGGUAUCAGAAUAUUUGGGAGUUUCAGAGCAGCUUGAAGGUCAAAAAUCAGAAAACAAGUUACUUGACAGAGAAGUAAAGAAACUUAGAAAGAAAUUGAAGGAGCAAUCAAAGAUCAUAAGAGAGAAGAAUUUGAAGAUUGAAGAAAUUAAAGCAGAAGUUUGGAGAAAUGGUGAAGAAAUGGAAACAAAGAAGAAGGUUAUAGAGAAGCUGGGGAAUGAAGUAAGAGAGCUGAAAAUGCAAUUAGAAGAAUUGCAAGAGGAGGAGAACAGAGCUUCAGCCAAGUUCAAGGUUGAAGCAGACGAAAGAUCAGUAACAGUUGAGGAUUUCAACAAGCUUUCAAAUGAGUUCAAACAGUUGAAAGAUGCAUUCUCAAAGCAAGGGUUAUCAAGAAACCAUGAUCAAGAAGAGCAAAAUCAUAAAGAAAUUCAUGAGGAAGUAGAAGGAAAUGAGGGAGUCAAGCAAGAAAUAAAAGGCAAAAAUUUGGAUAAAAAUGAAUUCUCAUCUGUUAAAACUAAUUCCACAAGGCCAAAGCUUCUUCCAAGGAUAAGCUGUGUGGGGGGUAGUAAUGAGAAGAUGGAAAGAAAAAUCAGACCAGAAUGAGAAGCAUGAGAAACCUUAAAGAAAGGAAAAAAUAAAAAAUAAAAAAUUCAUCCAUAUAAUUUGUAUUUGGGGGAAAAAAUAAUGUAAUUUACUUCAUUUAAUUAUGAGUUUAUGAGCUCUUUAUCCUAUCCUAUAAAUUAUAAAACAACAUUGCAAAAAUAUGUUAUUUUGGUAUUGUAGUGGUAAUUUGUACUUCUGACUUCGAAUAGAAAUCAGAAUAGAAAUCGUUGAAAUAUG